Molecule: messenger RNA, 2916 nt
Organism: Archocentrus centrarchus (flier cichlid)
Lineage: Eukaryota; Metazoa; Chordata; Actinopteri; Cichliformes; Cichlidae
Gene: clk2a
Product: CDC-like kinase 2a
Exons: 13
Coding region: 197-1780 (527 amino acids)
Biological process (GO): peptidyl-tyrosine phosphorylation; regulation of RNA splicing
Cellular component (GO): nucleus
Molecular function (GO): ATP binding; protein tyrosine kinase activity; protein serine/threonine kinase activity
Source: RefSeq, a predicted model, not a curated record
UUUGAGCGCAGGAGGGCGGUACGAGCACUAGACUGAACCAGAACUAGCUGUACUGGCAGACAGCAAAAAAAAAAAAACUGGCUACGUGAUAGCAAAAGAGCUUUGAGCACCGAGCCGGCGAGAAGGUAGAGAAGAAAAGUGGAACGCCACCACGGAUUUUUUGUGGGAUAAACGUACAGGCCUCGCUGCUAAAACGAUGCCUCACACAAGAAGGUACACGUCCUCGGACAGAGACAGUCGAGGCAGCUACCAAGACCGUUACAGAGAUAGAGACAGAGGGCGAAGACAUCGGCACAGAAGAUCACCAACUUACUCCUCCAGCAGUGACAGAGAGCGAGACAGAAGGGGACGUGGACACAGACAGGAAGGAAGCUUUGUACGGUCAAGGAGUCGCAGCUAUGACAAUCGCUCAACUGAACACCGACCGUUUGACAGAAGGUACUGCGAGGGAUACAGACGGUUUGAUCAGAGCCGAGACCACGACAGAGACAGGGAGCCACACGGAGCAGCCGAAAGUUAUUAUCCUCGUGACUUCUCGCCAAACAUGUACGACUACAGACGCGGCCGUGAGAGGGAGCGUGAACGGGACGAGUCGUACCGGCGGAAAGGCAGCAGGCGUAAGCACAAACGAAGGCGGCGUAGAACCAGGUCCUAUAGCCCAUCCUCCUCGCGGAGCGACAGCCGGACACGGGCACUGAGUGUGAGGGACGACGAGGAAGGGCACCUGAUCUGUCGGAGUGGGGACGUCCUGCAAGAGAGAUAUGAGAUCGUCAGCACUUUGGGGGAAGGCACCUUUGGGAGGGUGAUGCGGUGCAUUGACCAUCGCAGGGGAGGAUCCCAUGUUGCUCUGAAAAUUAUCAAGAAUGUGGAGAAAUACAAGGAAGCAGCUCGCUUGGAGAUCAAUGUACUGGAGAAGAUCAAUGAAAAGGAUCCCGAUAAUAAAUAUCUUUGUGUACAGAUGUAUGACUGGUUUGACUACCACGGUCACAUGUGCAUCUCCUUUGAGCUGCUAGCUCUGAGCACCUUCGACUUUCUGAAGGAAAACAACUACCUGCCCUACUCAAUUGGUCAGGUCAGACACAUGGCCUACCAAAUCUGUCUUGCUGUGAAAUUUCUCCACGACAAUAAGCUGACACAUACAGACUUAAAGCCUGAGAACAUCCUGUUUGUCAACUCAGACUUCACCAUGUCGUACAAUGUAGAGAAGAAACGAGAGGAACGGACUGUUAAGAGCACGGCAGUACGCGUGGUGGACUUUGGCAGUGCAACAUUUGACCAUGAGCACCACAGCACCAUUGUAUCCACACGCCAUUAUCGUGCCCCUGAGGUCAUAUUAGAGCUGGGCUGGAGUCAUCCCUGUGAUGUAUGGAGUAUUGGCUGUAUCCUGUUUGAGUACUACUUGGGCUUCACUUUGUUUCAGACUCAUGACAACAGGGAGCAUUUGGCUAUGAUGGAAAGAAUCCUGGGACCAGUGCCCUCCAGGAUGAUUCGUAAGACUCGGAAGCAGAAAUACUUCUAUCGUGGUCGUCUGGAUUGGGAUGAGAGCUCCUCUGCGGGAAAAUAUGUGAGAGAAAACUGCAAGCCCUUACGGCGGUAUCUGCUGUCAGAGGCGGAGGAGCACCACCAGUUGUUUGACCUCAUUGAAAGCAUGCUGGAGUAUGAGCCUUCCAAAAGGCUUGCGCUGGCUGACUCUCUAAAACACCCUUUCUUUGAGAACCUAGGGAUUGGUGAGGCUGCAGGCAGCAAGAACUGGGAGGGCAAUCGCGACAUCAGUCGGUGACCCACAACCUUCCAAAGACUGAAUGAUGAAGGGUUUAAAGUCCUUUCUGUGUGGAGCAGUGGGAACUGUUGAAUAAAUCGGGACCUCAUUUGUCAUUAAAGCAUGGACACUUUCUCGCUCCUGUGACGUCAGCCACCUGAGGACGACGCGCGUUUUUGCAGCAGAGACUAAAAUAAGCCACAGAAGAUGGAAAAGAGUGAAAUCAGUCUUUUCUAGUUCUCACAGCCUCAGUAGAGGCCAAAAGAAAAGUAAAAAAUCUGAAAUGGAAGAUUGUUUGUAUCCAAAGUAGCCCACUAUGCAGCUCCUGUCUUCCUUUAGACUUCCGAACCACCUUCCAUCCUUUCUGUUUAUGUUAUUUUAACCAGCAUGUAAAGAAAAUAAGGAAAUACUACCACAGUCUGUCAUCCAAAAAAAAAACAGCUUUGGAGAUGAAGUCUUCCGAUUCUGAAGGAUGAAAAAGGAGACACAGAGCUGUAUAUGCAGCACAAAUCUGCAUCCACAUAUUUUAAACAUGGAGAAGAGAUUCUGUUACACAAACAUCAGAUCAUUCAAAUUGGAAAAUAUUGCAAAUAUCUCUGGCAGAGGCAAGUGUCUCAACUUCAUGUUAAAUAUAAGGCUUGCAUAUAGUUUUCUUGUUUUAUAAAAGAAAUUUCCCCUGUAUGGAGACUCUGCCAUUAAUUGGUGGGUUUAUUGCUUUUCACUGAUAAUGAGAUGAUAAUGUUGACCAACACUCCACUUACACAGGGCUUUGCAGCCUCUCUUAUUGAUAAAUAUGUUGUCAUGCAAUGAUUUCUGGGUGUGAGAGUGUGUCUGUUAGGGGUGUGGAUGGAGUGGGUGACAUGUUCAUGUUUUGCUCAGUGGUUUAGUUAAGCAUUACUUGUGGGAACACUCCCACUGAUUUAAACACAAAUAACUCACUGCCUUUUCCAUGUUUGACACUUUCAAACCUGACGUCUCUGUAUCAAAGUGAAGCACACAGCCCCUGUUGAUGGUAUUUAUUAUGAAUUCUUAUAGGUCAUAGUCCCCAAUGCCCACCUGUUCAUGACUUGUUUGUUUGUUUUUUUGUAUAAAAUUAAAGCGUAUGAAAAUGUAUAUAUGUAUUAUUGUGUAGAAUUAAAGUCCUCCUUGCCAAAGGC